AAAUGGAUCGUUCGGACAGCUCAUUUUGUAAAUCGCCAGCUGAUCAACUAUUAAAAGCAGUUCAAACAAAUGCAAUUUCAACGAUAAAAACCAUCAUUGACGAAAAUAACGAUUUAAUCAAUGAAAUUUAUCCGAAAUUUCAAAAAUCGAUCGUUCAAAUUGCAGUUUCAAAUUAUUCUAAAACCGUUUCAAAAGAAACAGUUUCUUGUUUAAUAGAACUCGGAGCCGAUCUUUAUUUAAAUGUAAGCGAUAAUAAUAAUCAACAAACCGUGCAUUUCGCCGUUUUGGGUCAAAACCCAACAAUUUUAAAAACGAUCGUAAAUAAACUUGGUAAAAAUCGGAUUAACGAUGUCACAAAAAUGAAAGAAACUGCUUUACAUUUAUUGAUACGAGAUGGUGAUGGGAAAUCAAAAGAUUUUGAGAAUUGUUUGGAUGUUUUGUUAGAAAACAACGAUGUUGAUGUUAACAAAGAAGAUAGAAAUGGGAAUACGCCUAUUUUCAUUAGCGUUCGAAAAGGUUAUAAGAACGUUGUUGCAAAAUUAUUGGGUUCAGGAAAAAGAGUUGAUGUUGAUAAUUAUAGUUAUCGAGGGAAAACUUUGAGGGAAAUCAUUUUGAGUUGGAACAUUGAAAUUAACGACCAAAAUUUUAACCGAAACCCGCAUGAAAAUUUAAUCAGUUUCAUUAAUACGAAGAAUGAAGAUGGAUUUAUAAAUUAUUUUAAUCAAAACGAAGAUAAUUUUGAUUUUAAUGACGCUAUUUUCAACAACGAGACGAUCCUUCAAAGCGUUUGUGAAAAAAAUUUAAUCAAAAUCGUCGAUUUUUUAUUAACUAAAGAAAUCGAUGUCAAUCAAAUUGGGAAUUUAAAUCGAAAAUCGCCCUUAGAGAUUGCAUCUGAAAAUGGGUUUCACGCGAUUUUUAAAAAAUUAUUACAACAACCAUCAAUAAAAAUCAACGAAAACAUCUUAAUAAAUCUAUUACAAAACGUUAUUUAUAAACCAAACGAAGAUUGCAACCACAAAGAUUGCUUAAAAUUUUUAUUGAAUCAAAACAACGUUAACAUCCCUAUUAACGUUUAUAAAGAUGGAAACACCCCGUUACAUUACGCCGUGAAAUAUUCAGAUCGCGAAACGAUUAUUAAUUUAUUAAAACGCGGAGCUUCGUUGGGAAACAAAAACGUUGAGGGUGUUAUGCCGAUCGAUGAUAUUUACGCGGGAACUUUAGAAACGCAUUUAAAUAAUUGCAUAAAAACGAAGAAUAACCCACCGUGUGAUCGUCAAAGUACAAUCGUUUCGUUUGAUUAUUCCACGUUAUUUUGUAAUUACCCCAAUGAGGGGUUAAAAAAUUACGAAAACGUUUCAUUAAUCGAUGGGAAAAAUCAAAAAAUUAUUCCGGAAAGUGAUGUAAUUUUAUCGAUAAGUAAAAAUUCGGAUUUAAAAUAUUUGCUGAAACAUCCCGUUAUUUCCGGGUUGUUGUAUUUAAAAUGGGAAAAAAUGAAACCGUUUUUUGUUAUUAAUUUCAUUUUUUAUUUAAUUUUUAUGAUGUCUUUAAUCGGAUUUAUUUUUUUUAAGGAAUAUUCAAUUUUUUAUUAUUUGUUAUCGUUUACAUUUACUGUAUUAGUUUUAAGGGAAAUUAUUGAAUUGUUUUUGGCCCCAUUAGUUUACGUUAAAGACACAGAGAAUUAUAUCGAAUUCUUUUUAAUCCUCGCAACAUUUUUAACUAUAUUUUAUAAAAAUAACGAAUCAGAUUUAUGUUAUAAACAAAUCUCCGCCAGCUCAAUCGUGUUGGGCUCUAUUGAGAUGAUGUUAUUAAUCGGGCAAUUACCACUAUUUUCGACUUAUAUCUCAGUGAUUAAAACGGUUACUUGGAAUUUUUUUAAGUUUAUAAUUUGGUCGAUAUUUUUACUUAUCGCUUUUACCCUUGGCUUUUAUAUCAUUUAUCACGAACCAAAAGAAAUCAAUAAAAAUAACUCAACAAAACAAGAAGAAACCGACUUUUUCGCCGACCCUACAUUAACUUUCAUCAAAGUAAUCGUAAUGAAAAUUGGGGAAUUGGACGCGAGUUCUUUAACAUUAGAAACUUAUUUAAGCAAAAUAUUUUUUUUAUUUUUCAUAUUUAUGGUAACAAUAACCCUUUCGAAUGUGCUUAACGGUUUAGCUGUAAGUGAUAUACAAACCAUAAAAAAUAACGCGGAAAUCGUAAGUUUAGUUGAACGAAUCGACCGGAUUGUUUAUGUAGAAAAAAUGCUUCUUGGUGAUACAUUAUUAUCAAAAAUUUUAAGAGCUUUUGUGCGCUAUUUUUGUUGUUGUAAUGAUAAUUGGACUGAUCACGAAAUCCCAACGUCGAUUGCUAAGAAAAUAUUUUUGUUUCCUUACACGUUUAAAAAUAACCAAAUUGAAAUGUUACUUUAUUAUAAAGGCGAAAUUGUUAAAGAAAAUAAACUAACUGGUUGUUAUAAAAAAUGUGAUAAAACUCGCAUGAAUUCCAAGGUAAUGAAGAGUACCAAAGAGAUUGUAUUGAAACGAUUAAAUUCGGACCGAGAAAUUGUCGAAGAACGGUUAUUAAAUGUUAAAAGAAGUAUUGAUAAAAUUGUUGAUGAAUCGAAAAAAGGGAGUGUUGAGUAUUUGGACGUUAUAAAUAAUUUGAAUGCUUUAGAAAAGAAUUUUUGUUAAUAUUUUUAUUAAAUUUAUUUUUUAAAUAUCCUGUAUUAUUCUUUUUUUAGUAGAACGUCUCUUUUUUGUUGUACAAUUUAUGUAACGUUUAAAUAAAUGUCUUAAAACUCUUGUAUGUGGGGCCUUUGUACAUCCCCACACUUUAUAAUUCAUUCAGGGGUCAGAAAACCAGCCCAAAGUUUUAAUAAACGUUAAUAUAGAA
Molecule: messenger RNA, 2871 nt
Organism: Onthophagus taurus
Lineage: Eukaryota; Metazoa; Arthropoda; Insecta; Coleoptera; Scarabaeidae
Source: RefSeq, a predicted model, not a curated record